AAAUGUCAAGAGUUCUUUUCCCACGAUAGAUCCAUUAUUUUAUGUACCAUUAAAUCACUAGUAAAUUAAACAAAACAAAUAACACAACUCCCUAUAAUGGAAACCUCAACACAUAAAUCUAAGAGAAAAAUGCCUAAAAUAGAAGAGAUGACUAAAGAGCAAAUAAGUCAAACGAUCAUCAAAAAACGAGAAUGCAAUGCCAAAGCACAAAAAAUAGUGGAAAGUUUGUUAGAAAGGUCUAUUACAGAGAAGUUCUUUUUGCAGUGUUUACCAGACAUUAAUCAAUGUCACUUCGACGACAUUGUUGAAGAAAGAGCAAUAAUACAGUUGUGUGGUUAUCCCAUCUGUCAAAACAAGCUCUCCACAAAAGAUAUUCCCAAACAAACGUAUAGAAUAUCGUUGAAAACGAACAAGGUUUACGAUAUUACCACACGAAAAAGUUUUUGUAGUAACAGCUGUUAUAAAUCUGCAGUAUAUGUGAAGAGACAAAUGCUGACUAGCCCACUGUGGUUCAGAGAGUAUGAAGAAGUACCGAAUUUCCACUUACUACCAUACGAUACCAUUGGUAGUCUAGGCCAAGAAGUUGACUUGGGUUUGGUAGAAAAAAUUGAAACUAAAUCUGAUAAUAAAUUAAUUUGUGUCAACGAGUUAGCUAAUGCAGCUUUCACUGAAAUGGGCAGUAAUAUUGAGGUAUCCAAAAGUAUUGAAGCAAAUCAAUCACUUCAAUCAAACCUAGAUAAUAUUAAUAAUGAAGGAGAAUGCAAUUAUAGUUCAAACUAUGUAGAAAGGAGAAAAAUAGAAAAUGAAUUUCCUAAUGGUCCAAAGGUAACUUCACUUGCAGGUACAAGUAAAGUAGAAAAAAAGAAAAAAUCUCUAACAAAUCCAUUAAAUAUAGUUGGUGAUAUUGUGGAAAAGCCUGAAAGAAAAAUUGAUCCAAUACUCCAAUGUGAUCCCUAUAAAUCUAUCAACAAAGAAGGUGAAAAUACAAGGCCACCUAAAGUAACAAAAAAGAAACAACCUAAAGUCACCAUAUUAACAAUUGAAGUAGAGAAAUGUUUAGCUGAAUGGUUUACUGUGGAUACAUUACUGCUGAUAUUUGGUGAAGAGAAGACUAAAGAAAUGCUCACCGACAAAGGAGAAUGUAUUAAAGAAUACCUUAACAAUUAUGCUAAGAGUGUAUUUUACACAUCAAACAGCUAUGAUCAGUACCAGGCUUUAUGUAGGAAGCUGAAUAUGCUGGAGCUGGAAGAGAAACGAUUAGAUGCUCAUCAAACUUUACAACGGGAAACAAAACCAUUGCCUGAUUAUUCAAUUUUACAAGAAGAAAGUAAAAGAAUACAAUUAAAAGUCAAGGCUUUUUUCUCUGGAGAAACUGAAAUCUCCGAAAUUAAUGAUAUAGGAGAGAAACCUGAGAAUGAAUAUGAAGAAAACUCACAGGUUACACAACUGCCGUUAGUCCACAAACAUGCUCAAAAUGCUCUACGUAGAAGAAUUGUUUGUGAACAUUUAAAUAAAGUACUGCCAGAUAUAUUGAAAUCUCUUGGAAUGUUGUCUCUGUCAAUUAGUUCUGAUGUCCGUCUUCUAGUAAAUACUUUUCAACUGAAAGCAAAUAAUAUAAUGUUCAAACCUAUUCAAUGGACAUUGAUUGCUAUAAUAGUCAUCAAAUUACUUUCUCUUAGAGAUAAAAGACUGGAAUAUUUGUUAGAACAACCAACAGCUUUUCAACAUCUUCAAUUGCUUUUGUUGAGUUACAACCAGGAUGGAGGUUACCUGGACAGGCUUAUAUCAUGGCUGACAGACACUGACCGAUUGUUAGAUACUAAUGAUACCCAACUGACUGUAGAAUAGCCUCUUUAUUAUUAUUUGAAUUAUUGUGAUAAUAGGAAUUAUUAAUUUAUUAAAGUAGUGUUAUGCUUAAACGCUGUAAGUGG
This is a messenger RNA of Diatraea saccharalis (sugarcane borer), 1931 nucleotides long. NCBI's taxonomy places the organism in Eukaryota, Metazoa, Arthropoda, Insecta, Lepidoptera, Crambidae. The record is from the annotation of a GenBank genome assembly.